CAACGCUUCUCAUUUCUUUCGGGUACUGUGGCUGAACGACUAUAUAGUGAAUGACUAACGUUUGACAUGCGAUUGACUGUGUUCUGUCCUGUCAGUCUCUUCCGUUAAAUUUGAGAUUUGAGGGGCCCGAGAGGCCUUUUUGAAGUUUUUAAGUUUUUACACAUUGAUAUCGAGAUUGGAAAAUUAGAUUUGCAAGUAAAUGUAUGUGGUGUCCUAGAAAAUUAUGCAAGGCAAAUAUACCAUAAUUAUGUACUAUGGCAAGUACAGUAGUGAUUCAUGGAAGAUCUGAAUAUCUACUAAGACAGAAAUAUAUUAAUACAUAAAAAUAUGGAAAUGUUUCAAAUGCACGUUAUUUGAUUUUUAGAUUUACUAUACUGUUUACUAUUUAUUAUAAACGGACAAAGAAGAUAAUAUGGCACAGUCUGACACAGCCCAUGAUAGGAAUUUAUUAUCAGCAACAGUAAAAGCUGAAAUUCUUAACAAUGAUGAUUCUACUCUUGACAACAAUUUCAGUGGAAAAGCCAUAGACUUUCAGUUUUCUAUCCAGCCAAAAGUUGAACAAUCUGAAAUCAAAGAUGAAGUUGAGGAAUUAGAAUUUGUGGGAGAAGUUAUCGAGUUUUCUGAGAAUGAACUAUCUGGUUUAGAAGAAAGUCAAGAACCUAAUUAUGGUACCACAAAAGAAUCAUAUUGGUGUGAACAAUGUAAUGCGGAAUCUUGUUACAAAAAACAUGACUUGCAUGCAGAUUUUAUUCGUAUUACAACUAAACCAUUAAAUCAAUCAAAUCCAUAUGAAUGUGCUACAUGUAGCAUAAAGCUUUUGAAUCCGACAAUAGCCUUAUUUCAUUUGUCACUUCAUGACAAAGAUAGUUUCAGGUGCUAUAAAUGCAAUUGCAUUCUACUGGAAUUUUCUGAUUUUUUGGAACAUAUAGAGAAACUCCAUUCUAAAGACAAGGAUUAUUAUCGAUGUGUCGAGUGUAAUUUUGUGACCUUUUGGCAUCUCCAGUAUGCUGACCAUAACAAUAAGUUUCAUAAACCAAAAUUGUUUCAUAAAUGCAAACUGUGUGACGAAUUUUGGCCAUCCAGAAAUCAUAGUUUACAUGAGAAGAUGUUACAUAUUAAAAGCAAAUAUGGAAGGAAUCCAUAUGUGUGCAAGAAAUGUGAGAUUGAAUUAGUUGAUCCCGAUGAAAUAUAUGAUCACUUAAAGAUACAUGGUGAUAUAGGAAUAUUUUGCAGUUUUUGUGCCUUUACUUCCGAAAAUCUCGAAGACCUUGAAAAUCACAAAAAAGAUAAUCAUGCAGAAGAAGUUGAAAAACAAAGGAUUAUACGGGAAAGUUGUAAAGAAUAUAUGGAGAAUGAUAAUGAUAUAAAAUGUGACUUAUGCAAUAGAUACUGGCCAGAUAAAAUUCAUUCAAAUCACGAAAGAAUGAUACUUGUUGAAAAACAAGUAACAGAAGAUACUCCGUAUAAAUGUACAGCAUGUAACAAAAAAACCUGCAACCUACGAGAAGUGUACAAACAUGUGAAUCGGUAUUGUAGGUAUACGAUGAAAUGUCCAUUUUGUUCAAAAGUUUUUAGAAGGAGGCAAGGUUUAGAUAACCAUGUUAUAAGAGAACAUCCAGGUAAAAAAUACGUAAUGGAUAACCGCAUUUUAAAAUGCAAGCUUUGUGAAUAUUCAACAGUAGUACGUAAAAAUUUCCAUAGUCACGUAUUUAGCCACAAGAGUAAAGAAGAUAGACCACAAUAUAACUGUAAUGAAUGUAAUUUUACAACUUAUAACUCCAGUUAUUUAAAAAAGCAUAGACUCAUUAAGCAUCCAGUGGAGUCUGAUACACUUCAUACUUGCGAUAAAUGUACUUAUAGUACAUAUUUAACAUCACGUAUGACUAAGCAUUUAAAGACUCAUGUAGAUAAUGAAAUUUUCAAAUGUGAUAUUUGUAACGGAUUAUUUGGACGCGAAAGGAGUUUGCAACGACAUAAAGUCAGGCAUUUUCAAGAAAAGAAAGAAAAGAAACAAUAUGUGUGUGAAAUAUGUGCAAAAGUUUAUUAUUUUAAACCUAGUCUACUGCAACAUCUGUAUUGCGCCCAUCAGCAAGGUGAAGCGAAGGUCUACAUAUGUUAUACGUGCAAAUAUAAAAGUUACAACAGGAUACAAUUCAUUUCACAUACGAAAUUACAUAUAAAACAGGAGUUCUUAUAUUGCGCCAAUUGCGAAUAUAAAACUUUCAGAAAAAUGAAUCUAAUUCAACAUAUGGUGAAACAUGCGGAUUCAUCGAAAUUGCAAUUGCACAAGUGCAAAGUGUGUUCUUUUGAGACAAAACGAGCCCAUACUCUAAGAAAUCAUGUUAAAUAUACUCACGGAACAUUGUAAUAAACUAAUGCCUGGUUGCACCAACAGAUCUUAGAUCAAUUUUCAGCUUGCCACAAUGGAUUGGUUUAAAAAAAGUGAAUAAAAAUGCAUUUAUUAUUAAUAAAUAAUUAUCCAAAAGUAUAGUCAAUUUUUCCUUAUAAACAUUUUGAAUGCCUUUUUUCAAAAAAAUCUAUUUUUUACCGUUUUUUAGGUGCACAACUACCAAGUGAUGUUAUGUAUAUGAUAAUUGAUGGAAAAUUGUAUUAAAUAUGUUAGAUCACUGAUCACGUAUUUGACUUAAAAAAAAAGAACUUUAUUUAUUACACAAUAAGUUUACAUAAUAGUACAAAGUUUUUUUUCUCUGAUUCUGGCCUUGGUUUAGAACUAGAACCUUUAGCCACGUAAUUGUAUAACUUAUCACUAACUCAGGUGUAAUGUGUAGUGUGUGUGUUGAGUAAGUGUCUUGUUACUUUGCAAAGAGACGCUAAUUGUAUCCGAACGUCUGCGGUCCCUAGGACAGAAACUAUUUUCAUUUAUUAAUUUAUAAUAAAUGAAAAAAUUCCUGACCCUGGUGGGAUUCGAACUCACUACCAUUCGGAAAGUACAAAGUUAAAUUAAUUUAAAAUGACUACAAUAACUGCGGACUGGUCGAAGUUGCAGAUGCCUCCAAUUUUCAGCUUCCCAUAAUGGAUUGCCACGUAAGGAAGACUAUAUAUAAGAUGAGCUGGGCUAAGCUGGAGCUUGAGAUUUGUUGGUGCAACCAGCCAUAAAAGUCAAACAAUUAGGAACGCACGUCAUAGAUUUAAUGACAUCAGAACCCAUCAGUACAAACUUGACGACAGACAAAUUCAACAAAUUUUUCCUCCUAAUAUAUUAGUUUUUUCGCUACCGGCUACACUGUUUCUCUUUGUCUUUAUGAGUGUGAAACAAAGAUAACUUCUUACUCUCUUUCUUGGCUUGCAUACUUGUGCAUCUGCCAGUACAUUUGAUUGUAUUGCAGCUCGUCUUGCUCUAAGGCAGGCCGCACAUCAAAGAAACAUGAAACGUAAAUCACGUUUCAUGGAAAUAAAACACUGCUAAACAAAUAGACGUCCGGCCAUUUAUGAAACUUUCCGAAAAUAAAAAUGUGUUAUGAGCAUGAAUCACACUGGUUUCAUUGGUAGGCGGACUUCAAGAUUUGUUUAGCCGUGUUUAAUUUUCAUGAAACGUGUUUUACGUUUCUUGUUUCUUUGGUGUGCGGCUUGCCUAAGCAAUGCUGCAACACUGAAAACCUAAAAAUAUUGCCUUGAUUUACCAAGUAAUCAGGGGAAUAUUGGGGGAUGUAAGUGCGGGUCCAAGUAUUUUAAAUUCAUAAAUUCAUUUUGUUAAUAUUUAAAUGAAUAAUCACUGCCUGUAGUUGUUCAUGAGUAAUAUGUUGCAAUAUAUUUUGAACAUUGGAGUUCUUUGGUACUUCUAAUUUUGUUAGUUCAUUCAAAGAUAACUAUGUGUACUAAAAGUGUCAAGACAUUUUACUGUAGAAGGUUAAGUAAGAUUUUUGUUUGUUUAUUUUUUCUUCUUCUUUUGUGGCCUUUGGGUGCUGUGCCCAUUUAGCCAGCAACAUUUCUGAAAAUUAACGCCUAACUAAACCUACCAUACAAUAAAACUAUUACGAACCUAAUCAAGGAUUGAGAAGGGAAAGUGAAGUGGGCUAAAAAAAACUGUAGUCAAAAUAUAAAAUAAAUAAAUGAAAUAUAUUUUGAAAACAAUAAUUUGACAUUAUAUUUAACCUCCAAUAUGACAGACGUCAGUUACCAUUUACAAGCUCACAAGUAUAAUAAUGACGUCAUUUAAACACGUCACAAAAUCUAGCCAAUGAAAUGCUCGCUCUAAUAGGAAUGGCAUAUCAAAAAAAUCUGAUUCCCUAUAUAUUUUUUUCAAAUUUAAAAUAUGGCAACAAGGGAAAAUUACGUGCAUUCCUUAUUGUUUGACUUCCUAUAAUUACCCAAUAUACAGUGCUGGUCAAAAGUCCCGUCCCCCCUCGUAUGUUUUGAACGAUUAUACUUAUAAUAGUGAAAUUUGGAGGGAGGAAAUAAACGGACGUAGGCUUUAAUUUUGUUCGGGUUUAAGUUGAUUUUUUUAAAUAAAUUAAGUAAAUAUAAAAUUGUAGUUUCGCAUUUAAUUGAUAAAGAUUUAAACGUUCGUAACGCGAUUUUUGACCUCCCUUCCCCCCCUCCGUAACGCAGUAUAAUGGGCGUUUAACUAUUGCGUAACGCAAUUUUUGAAGAUUUUUUUUACCCCCACCCCAACCUGCGUUACGUAAUACUAGAACGGCCCAAUGGUUAUUGGUCAAAAAAAAGUUGACGUUGACGUAAAAACAACUAUACCCUGUGUUUAAAUUGUACUUUUUAAAAAAAUAAAAAACUUGUUUAAAACACAUGUUUUUACUUUAUCGUACUAUAUACGUAGUAUAGUAUAAUAGAUAAAGUUAUAGGAUCGUGCAAAAAAAAUUUUUUAGAUUUCACUUUUUUCGACGUUUUGAGUUUCCCUGAGUCUAAAAAGCAAAUAAAAAAAACAUGUCGGACGUACGUAUGUACGUACGUAUGUAUGUACGUACGUAUGUCGCCACCGCCCAGCAAAAACUACCGGACCGAUUUCAAUGAAAUUCGGUAUGAGUAAGUUUAAGAGAAUUUUGUCGAGAAACUAAGCUUUUAAAAAAAAUCUCUCAAAGGGGGGCCGAAAUAGGGGGGUUAUUUAGGGCCCAUUUUUGCAAAUUUUGACCGAAACGAAUGAAAUUUAACUCAAAGUUAGCUCAUUGAUAGGUUAAUCGAAAUACGAAAUUUGACAUUUCCAAAUUCAAAAUGGCCGACUGCCCACCCGACACAUUUCUCUACCUAUCUAAAAACUUGUUUAAGAUAAGUUUAAUUUGAAAAAGUCGUUAUAUAGCUUAAAGAUGGGGCUAUAAGAAGAAAAUUAUCGUUUUUCAGAAAAAGUUAUGGGUUACCUAUAUUUAAGGGGUCAAAAUUUGACAUAAUUUUGAACUAGAUUUUCUCAAAAAUGGCUCCAAGGAAUUUGUUUAUUUUUUGAUAUGUUUUUGAUAUUCUAUCGGUAAAUUGAAUGACAUUAGUCAGAUUUCUUAACUCCCCAUAGGAGGGGAGUUAUGAAUUUUUUAUUAAAAAAUAUUCAAGUGCCCGUAACUUCUUUUGUAAUAAAAACUAAAAUUUGAAAUUUUGCAGACAUAUUAUAUGGUACUUUAUUAUCUAUUAUCAUAAAAAAUUUUACCCAAAAUAUGGCUUCCGGUUAAACCGGAAAUGAAAAAAAAUCUUCGGAGGUAAUAUCUUGUUCUUAAUCUCGCGCAUUGACUGGCGUAAUAGAAAUAGAAUGAAAUGCAAAUAUUGUAAACUAUUAAUUUCUCAGAAAAAUGAACUAAUUUGAAAUGAAAGUAUGACUAUAAUAUUGUAUUGAUUUAUGCAAUAAUCUAUACAUCUAUAGUGUGUCCCCGAAAUAUGGCAUCGAACAUUUUCUCAAAUGCAGGAAUUAAUGAUGCGUAGAACCAUAAAAUAUUUUCAAGUAUACAAGGUGUUUCUAAAAUAUCAAAAUAAAGAGUAACUUUGCUAUUUUUAUAGAAUGCCAGUAUCUAGUACGAUAACGAUAAUAGAUCGGUACGAUAAAGUUCUCGGGCGGCCCUUCCGUCCAGCGUUUUUUUUUGUUUUAAACGUUUUUUUGCUUUGAACAUGUUUUUUGUUUGUAAAUUUUAUAUUUUAAACAAAUAAAACUUGGAAGAAAACAUUG
Molecule: messenger RNA, 6115 nt
Organism: Diabrotica virgifera virgifera (western corn rootworm)
Lineage: Eukaryota; Metazoa; Arthropoda; Insecta; Coleoptera; Chrysomelidae
Product: zinc finger protein 845-like
Exons: 7
Coding region: 413-2368 (651 amino acids)
Biological process (GO): regulation of transcription by RNA polymerase II
Cellular component (GO): nucleus
Molecular function (GO): DNA-binding transcription factor activity, RNA polymerase II-specific; RNA polymerase II transcription regulatory region sequence-specific DNA binding
Source: RefSeq, a predicted model, not a curated record